Messenger RNA from Clavispora lusitaniae ATCC 42720, 345 nucleotides. It is a transcript of the gene RDS3, whose product is annotated as U2 snRNP complex subunit. Lineage: Eukaryota; Fungi; Ascomycota; Pichiomycetes; Serinales; Metschnikowiaceae. Gene Ontology annotation, cellular component: U2 snRNP; catalytic step 2 spliceosome; precatalytic spliceosome. The record is from RefSeq and is a predicted model, not a curated record. Gene Ontology annotation, biological process: mRNA splicing, via spliceosome.
AUGUCCCGCCACCAGUAUGAUCUUAUACAGUGCAUGAAAAGGCCAGGAACUCACGUUGCAUUACUAUGUCUGCUGUGCGAUGGCAAAUGUCCUAUAUGUGAUUCCAUGGUCAAGCCUAAAGAGAAAGUUAGAAUAUGCGAUGCCUGUUCCUAUGGUCAUUUGGGAAAACGAUGUAUUAUUUGCAGUGCUCAUCUCGGUGAGAAUGCAGAGCUUGGAUCGCCCGCUUAUUACUGUCAAGAAUGCGUCGUUCAAGAAAAACAUAGAGAAGGUUGUCCAAGGAUUACGAACGUGGGCAGUUCUAAAGCAGACAUGAUAUUCAACAAAAAGAGGAAAGCAAUCACAUAA